GGGCUUUCUGUUGCUGACGGCCUCGGCAACAUCAAGAGCCUUUUUUUGGCAGACGAUGCCAAACAACAGCAGCAUCUUUUGAGAUCAAUAUGUCAAAUGAGUCAGACCAGACAAGUGACGCAAUCGAAAGCAGUGGGAGGCUCCGAGGACGUGGGACAGCAGCUGCAUCAACUGACGACAGGAGGAGCAGCUUCUUGUCCUAAGGGUGGAGGACGACAAGCGAUUUCCACAACGUUUAAUCCCAAAAAUCACUUGCAGCCUAUUCGGACGACCAUUCAGCACGCAGGCAGUACAACGAUGCCCUCAGCAGCAGGAGAGUUAAGACUCGCAAACUGUCAUAUUCAUCGACUUCUAGGGUCUGGUUUAGUUGUAAAAAAUCUGUUGUGAACCUGCUACUUUUUUUUUUGUAUUACUUCUUCUAUCUCCGGCAAUUAUUAUCUAUCACGUAAACGUUAACGUAAAGCAAGCAAGAACGAAAGUACCGCCAGGAAUGUAAAGCAAUACAAGUUCUAAGACAACCGUACCAACAUCAAGAGAAUCAAGCGGUGCAGACGAACGGAGGUGCACAACAGCAAAAUGCUGGUGGAGGACCUUCCGCAGUGGCUUCCGGGGUAACAUCAGCAGUGCCAUGGCUAGCCGCUUUGCAGCAGUUAGCGGGUGGAGCGAUAAAAUCCAUUACGCUCUUCAAAUUUGAACUUAGAUUUACCCUUCGCAAAGACGUGCUGGACCACAGUAGACGUGGACCACAGUUGUAUCCCUCAACAGACUGAAAUUUUACGAAGGUAAUCUGAUAUUCUCAGACAUGUUGUUCUAAUCAAACGACUGUGACAACAUCAUCAACUACAACAGACUCAUCCUCGAUUUCGACAGCCAACGAAGUCGAGCAAAGAAGUCUGGCAAACAGGAACAUCACAGCGGCUGCAGCGAGUCAAGCUGACAAUUUGAAGCAAGUAGGAGGGACAAAAGGAGCAUCGGGCGGAGGUCCAGUUCCAAAUAUCGGGUUAGCAGGAAUGGAAAUCCAGCAGGUCGAAGGCGGGAG
This is a messenger RNA of Amoebophrya sp. A25, 1039 nucleotides long. The record is from the annotation of a GenBank genome assembly. NCBI's taxonomy places the organism in Eukaryota, Dinophyceae, Syndiniales, Amoebophryaceae.